Messenger RNA from Talaromyces proteolyticus, 1251 nucleotides. RefSeq lists its product as uncharacterized. The record is from RefSeq and is a predicted model, not a curated record. Gene Ontology annotation, cellular component: nucleus. NCBI's taxonomy places the organism in Eukaryota, Fungi, Ascomycota, Eurotiomycetes, Eurotiales, Trichocomaceae. Gene Ontology annotation, biological process: response to oxidative stress. The transcript has 2 exons. Bases 1 to 1251 code for a protein of 416 amino acids.
AUGUCCGCUGCCAGCACUCCAUCUGCAUCGCGGUCUGGAACUCCCUUAGGCACAACCACGCGAUCGCAGUCAUCGACGUCCAGAAAAGCAACUCGCCCAUCACCACCACCCUCCUCUACCUCACGCUCCAAAUCCGAUUCAACUGAUGGUCGUCCCACGACCGCCAAUUAUUUCUCCUACCCGGUGAGCCGCGUGGUAUCAGGUCUGUACCGACGCCUCACAGACCCAUCGCAAGAAGGACAACCGCAAACCCGCAAUGCGAACAAGAACAACAACAACAACAGAAAUAUGUCCUCCUCCACACACUCUUCCUCGACAAUCUACACCCCCAAACGCACUGCCUCACCUUUCCAACCACCUCCCCUCACACCUCUAACCCUCAAAUCCCUCUCGAGCGCUACCUACCGCCAUAUCCUCACGCGCGCACUCGCCGAGGAGAUUCGGCUGUUGGUACCGCCGCGGUUGCAACUGGUGGACACAUGGCAUUUAGCAUAUUCGUUGGAGCGCGAUGGCUCGUCCCUAGGUACUCUGUAUGAUGCCUGCAGGCAGGUAUCCGAGCGCAGUCCCAGGGCCGGCUACGUGCUGGUAGUCCGCGACACAUCCGACGGCGCUGUUUUCGGUGCGUAUUUGACUGAUCCGCCGCAUCCCAGUCCGCAUUUUUAUGGCACGGGUGAGUGUUUUCUGUGGCGCGCGAGCGUGUUAGCGUCUACGCCGUUGCUGUUGAGUCAUGGACAACAACAACACCAUCAACACCAUCAACGUAUUGGCGGCAGUGGAGCGGGUGAAGACUUCGACGCCUUUCAGACAAUGACAGACGAAGAGCUGCGCAGAGCCGGGUUCCCUCCCCCGCCCAGCGCGGACACCACGAAUGCCGUUCGCAGCACAACGCUAAGAGCGAGCACGCCUACUCCAAGCAUAAACGAGAAACAGAGUGCGGCUGUUAGCGCAAACCUACUUGAAUUACCCAGUGAUGGGUUAAGUGCGAAUGGAAGUCGGAGUGGGACGAGCACACCGGAGCGCAUUCGGUUCAAAGCGUUUCCGUAUAGUGGUGUUAAUGACUAUAUGAUGUUCUGCGAGACGGGGUUUCUGAGCGUUGGGGGAGGUGACGGCCACUAUGGUCUCUGGAUUGAUGACUCCGUUGAAAAAGGUGUGAGUGCGUCUUGCCCAACAUUUGGCAAUGAGCAUCUUUCAGACGAGGGCAUGAAAUUCGAUAUUCUGGGGGUUGAGGUUUGGGCUGUAGGAUCCUCAUGA